UCUGGCGUCAUUCAUUACGGUCCACCAUUAAUUUAAAAUAACGAGAUUAUAUCCAGUAUGACGUCCAGGAUGGAACAUUAAACAAGUGUUUUUCAACAGCUCAUUACAUUGUCUCAGUGGUCGAACAGCUGAAGUUUGGUGCCGAGCAAAUAUAAAGUUGGGUAUAGAGCUACUAAUUUUAGCCGAGUGAGGUCUAUAUAUGAUAUGGAAUAUGAACUUUGUUGCUAAACGUGAAGCCAAAGAUGGCGGAAACUAAAUGAGAUAUUGGAGGACAUCCCAGUCGUCUUUAAUUAGGCUUGCAGCAAUAGAAAUACGACACCAAAGACAGUGAAAUGUUAUCCUGCACGUGUGUGCGUGCGGUAAUGAAUAAAUUUAUAAACACAAAGCUGGUUCACUGACUUCGCUCAGUGUUUGAAAGCAAUAUCAUGAGGACAAUACACAAUAUUGUUGCGAUUUUUUCGCUGGUAAUUACAUGUGUACAGGCGAGAUCAGAACUAGGGCCAAUGGUCACAGACAAGGUUUUUCUUGAUGUAACGAUUGGUGGUGAAAAAGCUGGUCGUAUUGUAAUUGGUUUAUUUGGUGAAGUAGUUCCAAAAACAGUUAGAAAUUUCGUGGCACUAGCAACUCAUGAGAAAGGCUUUGGUUUUAAAGACAGUAUUUUUCAUCGAGUGGUUAAGAAUUUUCUUAUUCAAGGCGGAGAUAUUCUGCGAGGAGAUGGAAGAGGACGUAUAAGUGCUUAUGGCGAAAUAUUUGAUGACGAAAAUUUUAAACUUCAUCAUUAUGGCGCUGGUUGGAUCAACAUGGCAAAUUUUGGAAAGGAUUCAAAUGGUUCAAUGUUUGCCAUAUUUACAGUGAACACACCAUGGUUGAAUGGCCGCCAUGUUGUCUUUGGGAUUGUUCUUGAAGGAAUGGACGUGGUAAAAAAAGUGGAAAACAUAGAUGUUGGCUUUGAGGACAAACCAAAAACAGAAUGUAAAAUCGCAGACAGUGGUGUCCUCCCCCUGGACAAACCAUUUCGUGUAGAAAAAAAACCAGUGAAAUUUUGAGAUGGAAUGAGAAUUGCCUGGCUUUGUUUCUGAUUCUAGUUUGUUCGUUCUUCUUUCCAAUGACAAUUUAUUUUAAAUUAAUAUCUAGCUUCAAAUUAAUAUUAGUAUCUGAGCUUUGAAGCAUUCUUUACGUCAACUGAUAGGCUACCUCAGUUACAUAAAUAAAUUAUUUUAAAUUACCAACAGGGCAAAACCAUUUGAUUUUGUGAAAUGCCUCCCUGGCCUAUACCAUCUGGUUGUUUUAACGGCAAACAUCUGUCUGGAUAAUCCUUAAAUAAAACAUGCUAGGCAGCUUAACAUAUCACGUUGCAUAAAGUGAAAAUUCCUUAUACAAAAUGCAAUGAGUAUGCAACAGUCUCGAUGAAACCACAAGCCUCUGGUUAUAAUUUGACGAACACAUUUGUUUGUCAAACAUUUAACUCGGCUACGCCUCGUGAAAUAUCCAUCGGUCUCGGGUCCACAAAACAUGUUUCCUUCGGUCGCGGUAAAUAGUAUUAAUUAAGUAGGCGUGUUGAUUUAAUUGGUUAGCUAUUUUUUAGACAUUGAAUCUUUUUGUCGCAUUAGGUCGCGAAAAAAGAUUCGUCAACACUGUUUGCCAAAGCUGCAUGAUUAGGGCAAUUCUAAAAUUCUAAUGGUUGCAAAUUAAGUAAUUCAAUAAAUUAUUCAAUU
Messenger RNA from Dendronephthya gigantea, 1715 nucleotides. Its product is annotated as peptidyl-prolyl cis-trans isomerase B-like. Gene Ontology annotation, molecular function: peptidyl-prolyl cis-trans isomerase activity. Gene Ontology annotation, cellular component: intracellular membrane-bounded organelle. The record is from RefSeq and is a predicted model, not a curated record. The transcript has 8 exons. Bases 426 to 1046 code for a protein of 206 amino acids. NCBI's taxonomy places the organism in Eukaryota, Metazoa, Cnidaria, Anthozoa, Malacalcyonacea, Nephtheidae. Gene Ontology annotation, biological process: protein peptidyl-prolyl isomerization; protein folding.